ACUGCAUGCUGAAGCUUCCCGUUGCCUGUGGGGAUUCUUGGGAAUUUGCGAUGACAGCACCUUUGCGCAGAAGUUGCUUUGAAUAUCCGCCGAGAGAAGGAGAGAAGCUCUCGUAGUCCCAGUGUGUCCGCACACACUCGGUUCUUGGUUUUAUCGGGACCUUGGAUAGUUUUCACGUUUCUUAUCAUUGCCUUGACACCCUGUGGACUUUCUAGCAGAUUCUGAUCUUCUGAGGGUGAUUGGUGCAAAGUGUUUAUUUGCACAAAGCAUCGAGAUUACUCCAAAUGUUGGAAUAUGGAAGAUUUUUCAGGAUAUUGCUUAUGGCUAAAUCUGAACUGUAGAUUGAAACAUGGACAAUCCACCCAUGAUGGCUUUAGAGGAACAGCUGUCAUCGGAGUUGCAAGAGGUCCCCAAAAUGGCUUUUAAAGCCGAACUAUCUAUGGCCAAUUCAGCUGUAAAUGAAAGUCCAACAUUAAUAGAUACUUCCUUAAAGAGAGGUAGUCGUUUAAUACCUAUCGAAUCUCACAUAGAUAUUUCAUCUCAAACACUUGAACACCAAAAAUAUUCACCAAAGAGUCAAAUUGCUGCAAUGCAAGUCAGCAAAGAUGGACCUCUUCUUGAUUCAAAGACAAAAUAUAACCUUGAUACCACUGUGUCUAAGAAAGAAAAACCAAGCACCUCUGAUCCAAUACUAAGCCCAAAACAUAGGAUGAAUGGUACUUAUCAUCUAUUUGACCGAGCAAACUAUCAAGAGGACAAUAAGACACUGGUCAAACAUUUGUUAAACACCACAAAUAAUUCGAUAUCUAACUGUCAUGACGCCUCAGUCAGAUCUUUCUCAGGCCCCACCUUCAAUUUUGCAUCCUCUCCAGUAAGCCCCUCCCACCAUGUGUACCCAUACUCCGCUCCUUUACCAGUCUCUACAUCUGCAGAUCUACCCCGGAUCAUCAAACACAAGCCCAGCUCCAUCACUUUUGCAGAUUACGACGGCUUUUUACGUCUCAUACAGAACGUCCAAGCCAACGAGAGCUCUGAUGCCUGCGAGACCUCUUCUGAGGAUGAAGGCCCUGAUGUGGUCUUUCAUGGAGAUGAUGAGGUGUUCCCAGAGCUGACCAAUCGCAAGGAGGCUCUCACUGGUUUCAGACGACAGAGGGGUGGAUGUGACAAGCAGAGACGGAAAGGAUCUUAUGGAGGGGCGAGUACCAGCACCAGUCUGCCUCCCACCAGCGCCAGCAGUCUAGAGGCAGAAGAAGAAGACAGCAGUAGUACAGAGGAGUCUCCUCCGUGGUCUGAAUCCAUGACCCAGCUAAUAAGAAGAUUAGAUCAGCUAAACUUGGACAUAGAGGAAGCUCUCAGUGCUGGGUCUUCGCCUUCUGACACGCCCGACACCGCCCGAAGACACCUCACUGGUGAUGGAACGACUCUAAAGAGUGGAGCUUUAGGGGUAAAGCCCCCAAACUGCAACACAGCCAGGAUAUCUGACCCAAGGGAGCGCAACGGUCAAGAGAGAUUCACCAAAGCGGGAACUGUUUCCUCUUUUGGGAGGUCACAUGGUAAAAAGACUGAGAUGUCCAUCAAGAAGAGGUCUGGAGGGGCAGAAAUCGAGGCGAAGGAGGCUUGUGAUUGGCUACGUGCAGCAGGAUUCCCUCAGUACGCCCAGCUCUUUGAAGAUUCCCAAUUUCCAAUUGACAUAUCUCCUGUGAAGAAAGACCACGACUUCUUGGACAAAGACCUCGUGGAACCUCUAUGCCGGCGACUCAAUACGUUAAACAAGUGUGCUUCCAUGAAGCUCGAUGUUAACCUACCCAAGAAAAAAAAUGAAGACUCAGAUGAAGAUGACCUCUUCGCCAUCAGUGACAAAUGGACCUUUGAAUGGACGAGUCGCCGCUGGUCCAGGCUACAGGACAUCGACACGCUACUAAGGGGUGUGGAGAACAGGAACCCAGGGGAGAACUUAGCCCUGCGGACGACCGCCAGCAGCGAAAGCGUUCUGACAGAUCUGAGCGAGCCGGAGGUCUCGUCGCUCCACAGCGAGAGCAGCAGUGUUAGUGGCGUCCGAACGUACAGCGCGGAAGAAUCGGACGGCUCGCACCGUACGUACUCUGACUCCGCCGCCAUGCCCGAUCGCACAUCGCUGGGCAUUGCCCACCUUUCUCCAGAUCUUUCCAGCUAUGGGUCUCUUUCUGCAAAGCAUGCGAAGCAAGGACGGAUACGUGCCAAGGAAUUCUUACGCCGCAUGGAGGCGUUGCAGUUACGUGGAGCGAUGGGGAGCCUAGGAAACCGAAGUUUGGUUAUAAGCGCCCCGGUUCUCCAACAAGAACCCCAGGCUGUGAAAACUCUCCGCUGCGUGGAGAUCAUCAAUGGAGACGGGAUUUUGGCAGAACCACCCUUCGGCAUGGGGUUGACCUCGCAAUCCAGCAGUGAGAGUAGUGGCAGCCAAUCAAGUGGGAGUACCGUCAGUACACCGAACCUGAAGGAACGCAGCGUACACCGGGCCGAUCACAAGCGCAGCGGGAUGUACCUAGAAGACCUUGAUGUGUUCUCCAGUGUCAUCCAGGGUAAACGUGUGGCUGAGCAGAACCGUCGCAAUGAGUUUCGCUCCUACGAGGACCUGGUUGUGCAUAUUCCUGAAGACCACAAACCUGGAACUUUUCCUAAAGCUCUGUCCAUAGAGAGUCUAGCACCCUCAACAGCAACCUCCAUCCACUGGCACUCAGCAAGCAUGGACUCAGAUGUCCAACGUCCACCCAGCAUCAAAGAACCUCGUCCCGUCACCCAAUGCUGCACCCGAGGUAGUCGGAUUAGCAUCUAUGACAACGUACCCGGAUCGCACCUGUAUGCUAGCACCGGCGACCUCAUAGACUUGGAAAAGGAAGACCUUUUCCCACAUUUGGAUGAUAUUUUACAGCAUGUAAACGGUCUUCAGCAGAUCGUGGACCAUUGGUCUAAGAAUGUGCUGCCCAGCGGUGAAAGCGCAGGGCAGGAGCGAGGUGAUCUUGAUGGUGGGAGGCAGGGAGGCCUGCACUCGUCCAGUCAGAUCACUUUGGAUUUUGAGGGACAUUCAGUGCUGGAGGGUCAGGCCACCUCUAGUGAUGGAGAUAGAGACGGGGUAUCGCUUAAUGAAAACGAAUCCAUAGGCAUGAGGGAGAGGAGAGACUCGGGGGUAGGGGCUUCGCUAACCAGACCAAACCGCUUGCGAUGGCCCAGCUUUCAGAUUUCCAAACGCCUCAGCCAUUCGGUCGCCUGUCUCCAGAUCACCAGUCAAUCAGCAGCUCGGCUUAGUCUACUGCAGAAAUUUUCCUUACUCCGCCUCACUGCCAUCAUGGAGAAGUACUCCAUGUCCAACAAACACGGCUGGACCUGGUCUGUGCCAAAGUUUAUGAAGAGGAUGAAGGUUCCAGACUAUAAGGAUAAAAACGUGUUUGGUGUUCCUCUCAUCGUACAUGUACAGCGCUUCGGUCAGCCUCUACCUCUCGGUGUGCAGCAGGCUUUACGCUACCUCAGGAGCCAGUGCCUUGACCAGGUGGGUCUUUUUCGCAAGUCGGGUGUGAAGUCUCGAAUCCAAGCUCUCAGACAAAUGAAUGAGAGUUCUCCAGAUGACGUUAACUAUGAGGACCAGUCUGCAUAUGACGUGGCAGAUAUGGUGAAACAGUUCUUCAGAGAUUUGCCUGAGCCUCUAUUAACCAGUAAACUGGGCGAAACCUUCCUCCAUAUUUAUCAAUAUGUUCCUAAAGAGCAGCGCUUGCAGGCUGUGCAAGCCGCCAUCAUGCUGAUGUCAGAUGAGAACCGGGAGGUCCUACAGACCCUCCUCUGCUUCCUGAGUGAUGUCACGUCCUCCGUGCAGGAGAAUCAGAUGACGCCCAUGAAUAUCGCAGUGUGUCUGGCACCUUCACUCUUUCAUCUAAAUAUCCUUAAGAAGGAAAAUCUGACACCAAGAGCUAUGCAGAUGCAGAAGAAGAUUGCCACAGGUAGACCAGACCAAAAGGACCUGAAUGAAAACCUGGCUGCCACACAAGGCCUGGCACACAUGAUCACAGAGUGCAACCGCUUGUUUGAGAUUCCACCCGAUAUGGUGACGCAAUCUAGGAACUCCUACGUUGAGGCAGAGCUUCAGGCUCCGACGAUCGAAGAACUCUGCAAGCAACGGCAUCAGGAUGAAGACGGGGACGAUGAAGGCUCCUGGCCCGCGUUCAUGGAAGCUAGGCUGCAGGGUCUUCUCAAAGAGGCGCGAGAGAAGGCCAAAGGCUGGGUGUCUUGUCAGAGCACCGGCAAUACUGAGCUUUCAUACAAGAAGGUGGGCGAUGGGAACCCGCUGCGCCGCUGGCGUGUCUCGGUAGAGGUGGAAGCCCCUCCCUCUGUGGUUUUGAACCGGGUUUUGCGGGAGCGCCACCUGUGGGAUGUGGAUCUGAUGAACUGGAAAGUAUGUGAGGUUCUGGACAGGCAGACAGAAGUGUUCCAGUACGUGCUCAACUCGAUGCCACCCCACCCCAGUAGAGAUUUUGUGGUGCUCAGGUCGUGGAGGACAGAUCUGCCGCGGGGGACGUGCUCUCUGUUGUCUGUGUCUAUUGAACAUGAAGACUGUCCACCUGUAGGGGGCGUUAGAGGUAUAGUGAUGGAAUCCAAUUACUUACUGGAACCCUGCGGCUCUGGCAAAUCCAGACUCACCCACAUCUGCAGAGUUGAUCUGAAAGGGAGAACCCCAGAAUGGUAUAACAAAGCUUUCGGACAUCUUUGCGCUGCCCAAGCCGCCCGUAUUCGCAACUCCUUCCAGCCGAUCAACGCAGAGGGUCCAGAGACCAAAAUAUGAGCUGGGAUAUUGAGGAUUUUGACAUAUCUCUGCAUGGAGAUUGAAGUUUUUACAUCCCUUAAGUUCUGUGACUCUGUAAUACUUGUGAGGAACAACUUUGACUUUUGCACAAUGGGCCAGGUGUGGGUAUAAUUAACCCCAAAUUGGAAAAUAUUACCAGAGUACCUUUACCUUGUUGUUGUUGUGUAAAUAUUAUCAUAUUUUAAUUAUUAUUAUUAUUUGUAUGAUAAUUAUUUUAUUCUUUUUUAUGUGAAUAUGAUCUUAUACAAUGUAUAGGACGCCUAAGCUCUUGAGUGCUUCUGAGAAGCAUGUAUUUUAUUAAAUUAAAAUAAAUAAAGCUAUAUUUGCACAUGCAUGCACCACAUGUACAUGUAUGUGUUUGGUUAUGCGUGUAUGUGUGUACAUACAGUACAUACGCAUCUGUAUAGACUAUAUACAAUAUAUAUAUAUAUAUUUAAAUGCUCAUGUAGUACGGACAUUUUGCAUACAUGUACCGAUAUCUCUUUUUGCACAGAUAUCAGUGUAAAUCAUAUGGUACAAAAUGUUACUCAUUUGUAAGCUGGGUUUACUUUGCUUUGUGUUUUAAUGUUUGUCCAAGAAUGGGUGUAAUAUUAUUGCAUUUGUACUCACUUGUUGUAAGGAUGAGCAAAAUGACUUGGGUUUGAUUUUCUCAGACCUGCUUAUAGUACUGGAUUACUUUAAUGACAAAAGAGACAAUGAUCUUUAAUUAAAGUAUGUAUAAAUGAUUUAAUAUCAA
Misgurnus anguillicaudatus (oriental weatherfish) is the source of this 5564-nucleotide messenger RNA. It is a transcript of the gene stard13b, whose product is annotated as StAR related lipid transfer domain containing 13b. The record is from RefSeq and is a predicted model, not a curated record. Gene Ontology annotation, molecular function: lipid binding; protein binding; GTPase activator activity. NCBI's taxonomy places the organism in Eukaryota, Metazoa, Chordata, Actinopteri, Cypriniformes, Cobitidae. Gene Ontology annotation, biological process: actin cytoskeleton organization; regulation of Rho protein signal transduction; signal transduction.